Pecten maximus is the source of this 4184-nucleotide messenger RNA. RefSeq names its product thioredoxin reductase-like selenoprotein T1b. NCBI's taxonomy places the organism in Eukaryota, Metazoa, Mollusca, Bivalvia, Pectinida, Pectinidae. Gene Ontology annotation, molecular function: thioredoxin-disulfide reductase (NADPH) activity. Gene Ontology annotation, biological process: cell redox homeostasis. The transcript has 5 exons. The record is from RefSeq and is a predicted model, not a curated record. Gene Ontology annotation, cellular component: endoplasmic reticulum membrane.
ACCCGCAGGUAAUGGCCGAAAUGGGCCACUUUUCGAUGGUCGCCGUUUUUGCUGCGCUAAUUUUUCUAACCUGGAGAGAUCUUACACACACUGAAACGUCACACGAUGUACACAAGGACAUUAAAGCUCCUAAAUUUGCGAAAAUGGCAGCACCAACGAUAAAAUUCUUGUUUUGCUACUCCUGAGGGUACAGGAAGGUCUAUGACCAGUACUUCCAUGCUCUUCAGGAGCGUUUUCCGUCUUUAAUCGUUGAGGGCGACAAUUACCCGCCGCCUUCCGGUAAAGCCGCAAUUGCACAGUUUCUAAGUAUUGCCAAGCUAUUUAUAAUUGCCAUGAUUGUAUCAGGACAAAAUCCCUUCCCUCAUCUCAACAUGGAGACACCUAGCAUAUUCACCUGGGCCCUCUCCAACAAGAUCUAUGCCUGUUUAAUGAUAUUCUUUAUCAGCAAUGCAGUAGAGGGACAGAUGAUUUCUACAGGCGCCUUUGAAGUUUCAUUUAAUGAUGUCCCCAUUUGGUCUAAGCUACAAACAGGAAGAAUCCCUGCCCCCGGAGAAAUGUUCCAGAUCAUUGAAAACCAAAUGAAUUUGAACCCUAAUCAGCCUGUUCAGAAUAUGUAGUGUGUUCACCACAGUACCAGCUCAGCAGAAGUACAGGAAUUUCAGUCACAGAUGUUGGCAUUGAUUACAAGACAUUGAAUCCUAUCAUGAAAUUCUGAAGAAUGACGGUCUUUGUUGAAAAUAGCCAUGCUGUCUACAAAGAACCUGAGGAGCCUAUCAGAGGAAGUGUUGCAUUCACUGUCAGCCAAUCACAGACAAGAUCUGUGUCUGUUCUUGUACUUCUGUUCCGUGGUCAGAAAAUAUUUAUAAUGCUGGGUUUGUCAUUUCUUCAUGGACACAAAACACAUGUACCGUAUGUGCAAUUUUAUGAAAUCAUGUGCAAAAUUUUGUAAAUUGUCCUUGAUUAUUGAGAACUAUUGAAGAAGUAACACAUGCCCUUAUCCAGAUACCCAGAAAAUUUCCAUAAGAUUCAUCCAUUAAAUUUUCUUUAAGAUACCUUUUGUAGUUAUAUCGGAAUUAUCUGGGGUAUAAAAAGUAAAAAAAAAAAAAAGAAAAAAAAAAAUCUGGAUAUUUGUUUAUAUGAAAAUAUUCAUUUACGUACCUUCUUGUGUAUAUUCAGUUUAUUUUCAAAGGUUUUGUUUUUGUUUUCUACAGUUUUAAGUAUUUGAUAAAAAAAACAUCAGGGGACAAAUAGCACUAAUUAGGAGAAAAUUAAAAACAGAAUCAGAAAACUACUCAAUAGUUGAUUUGAAACAAUGUUUUGUUUUAAUACGAUUGUGUUCAUUUUUUUUUUUACACAAUGUUUAAGCUGGAAUUGAUCAACUCUCAUGUUGAAUAUAAUAGUUAUUACAUUGCUAAGUUUAAUGUAGGUGCGAGUUGGAGUAACACUAGAUAUGGUAAGAGUUGAGGAUAAUUGAUAAAGGGGAGUCAUAUGUGAGGUAAUCCGUGAUUGUGUUGUAAAAUUUUGUGAAUGCUAGGGUAAGAAUCAUGUGAAUGACUCGGUAUAUAUUGUGUCGUGUAAUCUUUGUCUCUCAGCUUGGUAAUGUGUCAAAGGAAAAUAUAGUUUACACAGAAAAAACAUGGAUUAUUUGGACUGGGUAAAAAUAUACAUGUACCAUCAAAAAUUGAAAAAAAAAAUAUUAAAAGUUUGUGGUUGGUAUCUUACACAUGGUUAAAAUGUGUUGCUGUUUUCUUUAUUCAAGAUAUAUUUUGUAGUUAGUUGAAAUGGAAAUAAUACAAGGCUUAAAACUGAUUAACUCCCCUGAAAUGGAAGUUUGUUCUGAAAAUUUCAUUUCUUUCUCUCUCCCCAUUCUUAAUUUCCAAGAAUGAUUUUGCUCAUUCUCUAGAAUAAUGCUCCUUUUACAAGCCUUUCCUGGUCCCUUAUAAAUAUGAAUACAUAAUAAAAUUGUGAUUGCAUCUCAUCCAGCAAAAUCACGCUUGCAAAUAUUUUGGAAAACAAUUGUGACUCAGCAAGGCAGUUAAGAGAAAUAUUAAAUUUCCAACUCAAACAAACCAGAUAUUUAUUAAAACUAAGAAAUGUAAUAAAGACUUUCCCAUGUGAUGUGAUAUACAGCCAGGAAAGCUCAAUUAGUGACUAUUAUAAGAUAAAAUCGGAGAUAUCAUUUAAGUUUAUAAAUAGUUACAAAUUUUGUGGAGGAAAAAAAGAACAAAUUAUGCAAUUAUAUACCGGUAGCUGAUUAUCAUUAAUUAGAGACUUUUCUGUAUGUAUAUUAAUAUAUGUAUAGGUAACGUAUAGUGGAUGUUGAAAUGAGUGAUAAUUAUAUUUAAUGGAAGAAUGGGGAUAUUUUGUGUUCUUUUUAAAUCCUUUCAUUUUCUCUUUAACAUGAACAUUUAAAAUAAAGCUCACAUAUGAUAUUGUACUGUCUUGAGAUUUUCAUUUUUUGACACCAAACCUGUGAGCAUUUUACUUGUGAGUUCCAUAUCCGGGGACUCCUAAUCCUAAUAACUCGACCAUUCAGGAGACUGUAACUUCUAAAAUAUUCAUUGAUUACAGCAUAACCUGCUGCAGUCAAGCUAUUAAUUGUUCUUAUGAGAUUUAAUUGGAAACAUUCUUGUUCAGGGAAGGUGUUGUAUGGGAGGCCAGGUCAACAUGGUUCCUCUAAAGGAUAUCAACACCAGAUUUGAAAAAAAAAAGAAUAUUAAAACCUUGCUAUAUAAUAUUGUAAGUGAAGUUUAAAAGGCAUGACUUGAUAUGGAGUCUGUGAUAGGAUAGUUGAUAGAGCUGUAUUAUAAUGUAUUAUAUUGUCCUAUAAUCAGGUUUUUCAUUCAGAUAUUUUUUGUUACCAUACCCUCAUCCAGUGUAUUAAUCAGAAAGAUUUUUUUUUAUACUGGUACUUUUUCCUUUUAAAUGAAAUUGCAGAUUUCUGUAAGAAUAAGAAUCGUAGAAAUAUACCUAUGACACAAAAGACUUGUACAAUCAGGCAGUCUGAAUUCCACAUUUAAAAUCUCAAACAAAAGCAAUGCCACUAUGAUCAUACAAACAAUUAAUAAAUGAAUUAUGAAGAAGUAUUUGAUAAUGUGGACUUAAUAUUAACAAUAGAUAUGUAAUAUUCUGUACUUGCACUUUGAAUUGAGCUUAAUUUGUUCUUCAGGGAUACUUCUUGCGUACUCGCAGUUACUCCUAAUUAGUGUACCGACAGUUUGGCUGAAAAUCAACUCAAUCUGUGUACGUCACUUCACAACUUUUUUGUCAAGUGAUUUUGUUGAUUUAUAACUGAUAACAGGAAUUGAAAUAAUAAAAUCCUAUGGUGUUCUUAUUCUGUUCUGCCACAUAUAAACUUUGAUAAUUGUGAAAAUAAUUUAAGUCUUUUUAUAUCUGUUGAAUAUCAAAAUGUUACAUUCCAUUUAAAUAAUUAAUUUUAAGUUUUUAUAGGCUCAAAUUUUGCAGUUUUCAAAAAAGAAUCCAUUAUUGUGGGCAUUUGAAUUUUUGGCUUGAUAGUAUUUGAUCAAGAAUUUCACUAAAAUUCAUUUUAUAUACAUAAAUGUAGUUACAGCACACUUACUUGGUAGCUACAAAUAUCAAAACACCUUCAAUGAAUUUUUUUGAUAUGUAACAAUAUUUAUAAACAGAUCCAUUUCAGUUUGAAUUGUUAAUGAACAUGAUAUUGGUAUGAGUGACGUUUUGUUGAUUUUGUACAAAAUGCAUGAUAAUCAUCAGUUUUUUUUUUGAAGGAUGGAGGUGUCGUCUUUAUAUUUAUUUCAUUUCUUUAUCUCUUGCUGCUUAACAUUAAUUGGUUAGUAAUCAGUAUUCAUUUUUAUUUCGAGAGUUAUGCUAUACUUAAAGACAUGCAAAUCAUUUCAUUUACAUACAGUGUAGAUUAUAACUUAACAACAAUGGUCUAAUUUUGACUUUAAACAAUGUUAUAAAUAUGAAGAGUAAUCCACUAAAAACCGAAACAUUUGGAGAAUUUUCUGCCUUUUUCGUUUUUGUAUGAAAAAUGUGUUUUCAGGCAUUGAAAUGAUCAAAACCUUCCCCUAUUUUUGCUUAUUGCAGUUUUCGUUUCAAAUUUUGGUUGUUUAUUUAUGAGGAAGAAAAACAUUCACUUUGUGUAAUUCAUUAUGUUCUGAUGUUUAUUAAUAAAUAUAUACAUGUGUUAAAAAGCUUCA